GAUAGCACUUUGUAGUUUUCCGAGGAGAUGUGCAUGGAUUUGGGUGUUUCUGCAUUUGAAUGACACAGUUCUUUUCUGAGUCACAGAAUUUCCAAUAAGGUUCGUCACCUACUCCGGUAUUGGGAUUGCAUGAUCAACCGGAGGAAUCCGGAAUACAUAAAAACGUCAUGGCUGUGGAGAAAAGAACUUCCACACUGUUGAUUUUCUGCAUCACCACUAUCCUCCACACUGGUGUUAGAGGAUACUGGGAAAGAAAUAAGUAUAAAGCUGCUGGAGAGAAUGUGUUGCUGCCAUGUGCUGACAUGUGCAUAUCAGACUGCCACAAUACCGUUUGGACCUACAGCAACUCACAAGGGCAAAAAGUUGAGGUGAUGACUUUGGGUAAGGCCAGAACAGAUAACACAGAGAGAGCUAAGAGAAUGAGCCCCGACCACUGCUGCAGACUGAACAUUCUUAAUGUCACCGCUGAGGAUUCUGGAGAAUACUACUGUGGACCAGGGGCCGGGGAGGUUAAUCUCCAUGUCCUUGGCAUCUCUGAAUCUUCAUCGAUAUCUAACAAUGGGACGGAUAAUAAUGUCACUCUAUCCUGCAUCUUGCAUACUUAUGAGGACUGUGAAAGUGUGUCUUCUACUGACCAGAUUCAUCUGAGCUGGAUAGAUGAGGGAGGCUCUACACUGCAAGAAAAUGCUGACCAUCAGAUCCAAAACAAAUCUGCCUGUCACACCACACUCAAAGAGGCGUACCUUCACCAAAGGGAGAAGACAUGGAGAUGCAAACUGACCACCAAACGGCGUAAAAUUAUAGCCACGUACACAAAGUUUGAUUCAACUGGAGGAUUGGAACUUACGACGGAAUCUGAUGAAAUGGGAAAGACAAGAAAGUGACCAGUUUAUCUUUAGAGCCUUUUGAAGCCAAUCAACCUCAGGUUUUGGAAUCACAUCAAACAUCUUCUUUUCAACAUUAUUGCAUUUUCGGAGAUUCAAUUACAAUUAUAGCCUCGUAGUUUUAAUGAUGUACGCACAUGCUAUAUGCAUAAAUGCUACAGUGUGCAGGAUUUAAGGCAAAAUAGAAAUAGAAUACAGUAUGCAAAAGCUUUCAUUAGUGUAUAGUGUAUGUUUUAGUCAUCUCAGAAUGAGCAGGUGCCUCCACCAUGUUGAGCCAGCAUCUUGCAAGUUGCAACAGUAGCCCAGAAAGGAUCAACCAAAACACUGGCCCACUGCAUUUCUCUGCAUGCUUCGAGAUGGAGUAUAGGGUACCAACCUUUUUUGGCAGGUGACCCCAUUUUGAUGUCACAAAAUGUUGCCUUCCCCAAUCAUUCACAUGUAGCGAGAGAGAGCGCAAUUCACCUCUGCUGUAGCAUCCAGACGCAAACGGUACUUUAAUUUUCCCCAAAUGUCCUUGCACUUCUGGUUAUUUAGCUGUUUUGUUUUGAUCGCUGAUCGAGCAUAAUUCCAUCAAUCAAACAUCUCAUGCCAGCUGUCUAAGUUUCCCAAGGUUGGGAAAUAAUGUAUAGUGAGUUAGUUGCUAUUCAUCAACCUCACCACUAGAGGCUAGACACUGCUUUACUUUCUCAACAAGAUUUGUUACUAUCUGUAUUUAGUUAUUCAUGCAUCUACCAGGCAUGAUGCUAGAUUAAUGAGAGCAAUUGUGAUGUAGAAAUCAUACACCUCUAAUUCACCUGCCAUACAGAAAAAAAAGUAGCCUGACGAUGUCACACUCACAGAGCUCGAGAGAUUCUCAGGCUGUGAUGCAGACUGCACUUUCUCUCUCACUCACCUGUGCUUAUGAGGUUCAGGUCCGAUUUAAGUGUUUUUUCUGUUAUCUCUGCGCUCGAACAAUCAUAGUGAAUUCCUGGCGGCUUUGCGAGGGUACAAAACUAGCUCUCAUAGUUGUUCGGGCAUAUUUUGCAGUAUAGAUUAGCAGCAGCAGAAAGGCAGUUCCACUAUCUAUCAUAAUCUCGCAUCCUACCAUGUAUGAUGGAGUCUCGAAGAACAGCGGCGUGAACAAUAUGGCCUCUAUGCAUGACUGUCUGUGACCACACUAUAGCAUUAACCACAGGAAGACAGACCUGAAGGUGAUAUGAAAAACACUACACUUGCUAAUAGCACUAAGAGAGCAGCCUCACACAAACACUAUUGCUAUUACAGUACUUCUGUCUAUUGCAACAACAGUACAGGUUCACGACCCUAAGAGAAGUCAUAUGAUGGACACUUCAUCUUCCACAAUUUACCAGAACAGAUGCUUCCAUCUGCUAACAUUAUUAUCACAUGCUUUUUUGUCACUUAAACAAGGCGAUUUCUCUGCCACCUUCUUAGUUUGGCAAUAUCCAGCUUUACUCUCAAAAAAGAACAUGGACCACCACGACCCAAAAUAGACUAUAACACUACAGUCAGUUUGAUGGGAAUUCUGAUUUGAAGUUGAACUGAUCAAAUCCUUUCAUGCUUAGUGUAAACAGGACCUGUCAGAAACAGCAUGUUUUCAUUACACCUCAUUGUUCAAGCACUACAACACACGCGCACACAAACACACACACACAUUGUGCUAUUUCACAUGAAAUAAUGCCGUAACAAACAAGUGAGUUAAAAGAAAAGGACAAUCAAUUAGCCUAUGUUUUAAAAUAAAAAAAGCUUUUGUUUAUCAUACACAUUUUUUCCAUCAUACUGCAUAUUUUUAUUUAUUUAGUCAAAUUCCAAUUUUCAUGUCUUUGAAUUAAUGCCAUUUAUAUAUUUGUCAUACCCUUCAAAUCAUUUUGACAAAUAAAAAUGGUGUCGCUAUGGUGUAAUAGAUGUUAUGCUUCAAGUUUCAUGUAUUUCAAAAUUGUGUAUGAAAAGAUUCAAAAAAAUAUUUUCAGCAGCAAGCAUUGUAUUGAAAAAUCCAAUCAUAUUUAGUUGAAUGAAAGUGCAACUGGACAUUACAUAAUGCUAAUGUGUUUUUGUGAUAUAUUCAGCAAUUUCCCUAAAUGAUUUGAUGUUAAAUUUUCUGAUGCAUAAUGCUUUCAAUAAAUAUAUAUAUAAACCUA
Molecule: messenger RNA, 3019 nt
Organism: Sardina pilchardus (European sardine)
Lineage: Eukaryota; Metazoa; Chordata; Actinopteri; Clupeiformes; Clupeidae
Exons: 6
Coding region: 168-884 (238 amino acids)
Source: RefSeq, a predicted model, not a curated record